Messenger RNA from Pararge aegeria (speckled wood butterfly), 1713 nucleotides. RefSeq names its product neurotrypsin-like. The transcript has 9 exons. Bases 1 to 1689 code for a protein of 562 amino acids. The record is from RefSeq and is a predicted model, not a curated record. Gene Ontology annotation, biological process: proteolysis. NCBI's taxonomy places the organism in Eukaryota, Metazoa, Arthropoda, Insecta, Lepidoptera, Nymphalidae. Gene Ontology annotation, molecular function: serine-type endopeptidase activity.
AUGGCAACGUGCGGGUGUGCUCUUGCACUAUUUAAAUCAAUUUGUAUAUAUUUUGUAUUCUAUAGUAUAUCACCAGUGAAUUUGAAGAAAUACGACCUCAUUGUCAUACCCUUAUAUAAUGUGAAACAUAGUCCUCAUACAGAUUCUAAUAGAAUACAACAAUGGCCCAAGCUAAAUAAAUUAAAAAGAAGAGAAGAUCGUUUUAGGAUAGAUAUAGGACACUAUGAUGAAGCUACUGAACUAAUAGAUAUAGACAGUAUAGACUUUAAUGAUGAUCGUCGUGACGUAUCCUCUGAUACUGGUAGUGAGGAUAAGCAGCAGUUAAACAUCGUUGAUAAUAACCUAGCGCGUUAUGGAGAUGACAAAAUAGUCGGUGGUGAUGAAGUUGAUAUUAAUCUGUAUCCUUACCAUGCCGCUUACGGUACCAACUGUGGUGGAGCGAUUAUUGAUAAAAAAUGGGUGAUAACAGCAGGACAUUGUGGUAAGAAGCCGUUUGUAAAAAUUGGCUCAAAAUACUUGAACCAAGGGAGGAAGGUUUUUGUGAAAAAUAGCUUCAUACACCCUAUGUGGGGCGCUAAGGCGAAGGAACACCCAUUCGACUACGACUUCCAACUUUUGGAACUAGCUGAACCAUUGAAAUUCAAUGAAAACGUCCAACCAGUCAAGCUAGCACAUAUUGAAGAUAUGUUGAUAGGCAAAAUUGUGACUGUCACUGGAUGGGGAAAUACAGAAGAAAAUGGUCCAUACUCCAACGUUUUGCGAGCUGUCCGCGUACCAAUCAUAUCCAAAGAAAACUGCCAGCGAGUACCCUUCCCUUACUUCAGAGGUGCUCUGACUUCAAGGAUGUUUUGCGCUGGGUUCUCUGAAGGAAAAAAGGAUGCCUGUCAGGGUGACUCGGGUGGUCCAGCGGUGGCCCAUGACCGGCUUCUGGGCAUGGUGUCCUUCGGAUAUGGGUGCGCUACUCCAGGUUCUUACGGAGUCUACAGCAAAGUCGCUAAAGUCAGAUCCUGGAUUCAAGAUGUAACUGGUCUGAAGUUGAUACUGGGUGGAUAUGACAUACAAAUCCAGGAGGCUCCGUACCAAGUGAACUACGGAGACAUCUGUGGCGGGGUCAUUAUUCAUAAGAAAUGGGUUUUGACUGUGGCGCAUUGCGGUUCCGAAUCCUUUAUCCGUACUGGCAGCAAAUAUCGUCUGGAAUCUCCUAAAGUGGAAAUAAGAAACCAUUUCGUACAUCCCUUAUAUGGAAGAUACCAUUCGUUUGAUUACGACGUGCAGUUGUUAGAGUUGCAUCGAGAACUGCGGUUCGGAGAAUCUGUGAAGAGUGUUCAAAUAAGUGAUGGAGAAAUUGGAGAAUUUAUAUACGUGUCCGGUUGGGGAUAUUCAAGGGAAAAGGGCGAAUACAGGAAUACAUUACAACAAGCGAAAAUUAAUUUGGUGUCUAAGCAAACGUGUCAAAAAGUCCAAAAUAUCUGGUACAACCACACAUUGACUUCUAGAAUGUUCUGCGCGGGAAACAAUAUGGCGGAUGCUUGUCAGGGCGAUAGCGGAGGCGCCGCGAUAUCCUACAACCGUUUAGUUGGAGUGUCCUCGUUUGGCUUUGGAUGCGGUCGCAACAUACCAGGCGUGUUCAUCAAUGUAUCCUGCCCUAAUAUUAGGGUCUGGAUCAGAAGACAUACGGGUGUUCAAUAAAAUACUGGUGUGGGCUAGUUUAAA